Mesocestoides corti is the source of this 1104-nucleotide messenger RNA. The record is from the annotation of a GenBank genome assembly. Lineage: Eukaryota; Metazoa; Platyhelminthes; Cestoda; Cyclophyllidea; Mesocestoididae.
AUGCCUCGCUCCGAUCGACAAGCUGAGGGUUAUCGAAUUUUCAUCGGCGGCGUUGAUCCGCGAGUUGGUAAAGUAGAGCUUGAGCGCGAAUUUGACCGAUUUGGAACUAUUGUUGAUGUGUGGGUGGCACGUAAUCCGCCUGGAUUUGCCUUUAUUGUAUACAAGUACUUGGAGGAUGCAGAAAAGGCCAUAAGGCGCAUGGAUAGAAGUAGCCCUUUCGGUUCAAGGCUUCGCGUGGAGCACGCUGCGAAUUCCCUGAAAUACAAGCUUGAGGGAUGGGCGGCUGUGAUCGCUCUCCUUAGCUCCCGUUCCCUCGACGCAAUCCUUGUCGCCGUCGCAGGUCCCGCAGCAGGAGUCGUCGACGUCGAAGCCCUUCACCCAGACGCCGAAGGUCCCCCCCGCGUAGACGCUCACCACCCAGGCGCCGCGAUCGAAGCGACAGUCGGCGGUAUAGACGGUCUAGUUCACGGGGUAGACGAAGGUCAUGGCGUCACAGAUCGAAUUCCCGGUCGGCCUCUCGAAGGUCUCCAAGCGACCAAAGAUCGCGUGACAAGUCUCGUUCUGGGAAACGUUCCAGGGAUCGUUCUGCAUCGUCUCCUCGCCGCCGUUCACAGUCACGUGAGCGUUCUACGUCUAACUAUCUGUCUCGAGAUCGUUCGGGUUCUCGUGAGGUGUCCGAUAGGAAGCGCGCCCGCAUUUCUGGUUCCCGCAGCCGUUCGCCAUCGCAGCGCUCGGCGUCAAGGAACUCUGCCGACAGGCGCUCCCGAUCAGCUUCCCGUGCUGCUGCUAGUUCCCGGGGUCGUUCUUCUAGCCCAGUUAAUCGUGGUGAAAAUGGUGGUGGUUCUAGACACAGCGGGAGCAGGCAUUCAUCUCGCUCUCAAUCGCGUUCGGGGUCUCCAUCCCCCAGCCGCCGCAGUGGGGAUCGUUCACCUUCGAGAUCCAGGUCAAACACACCACGUCGUGAACAUUCUUCGGAUGGAAAUUGACGGUUCAGCCCUUCUGUUGUUGGAUAUCGACACAAUGCGCUCCCUUCUGAAACUCAAACUUGGUCCUGCCCUCAAGGUUGACGACAUAGUCAAUCGCCUCAAGCAAGGUCAUCGCUAG